AUGGACUUUAAGGUCGACGACGACGCCAAGGCGCCGAGCGCGCACCAGCUCGCCCCUUCUCGUAAAGCCGGGCGGCAGGACUGGGAGUUGCAGCCCACCGACGGCUUCUCGACGCCCGCCGAACUGUACCUGAAAGCCGUGCCGGACGACUCGUCGAGCGACGGCGGCGAUGGGGAAGAUACGUACGCUGCGUUGCAGAUCGGCGAUGAACUGCCUCAUUUCAAGGCCGCUUCGACGAACGAAAAAGCGCCCGUCGAUUCGCGGGAAUACGGCGAGAACCAGUGGCUCGUGAUUGUGACGUUCUGUCGGACUUAUGACCCUGUAGCUACUUCAGAACUAACGUCACUCGCGGAGCUGCAAAAGGACUUUGGUGAAAGAAGAAUAAAAAUACUGGGACUGGCCGUGAACACGAAGACCACGAUAGAAAAGUGGGUCUCGGCCACCGAGGAGUUGUCGGAUGUGCGAGUUGAAUUCCCGAUUGUGGCUGACUCCGAUGCCGUGAUUGCGUCGACGAUCGGCAUGGUGAGACAUGGGCAACCCCCCCACCCGACAGGCGUCCUGCACGCGUCGAUGGUAUUGAUAGUGAACCCGAACAAUAGGGUCGAGAUCAUUCAACAAUAUCCCGAGGCCGUGGGACGGAACUUUCAUGAAGUUUUACGAGCGGUCGAUGCCCUGAACAUGACCUUCCUCCAUACCCACGUGUCGUGUGGCGGGAACUGGGCGUCGGGCGAGGACGUGUUCAUCUGUGUGGAAAUCGACCAGUGAUCUCGGCUCAAACUUUGACACGACCUCCGGGAGGUACACUCGACCGCGUAGAGCGAGCAGCACCUCACACACACCCCGAGAGACCCCAAAUUGCAGGGCGCUUGAACUUUGAUUCACAGGUCUUUAUCAAUAAUGAUGUGGAGCCGAUCCGCGCGAAGUCCCUAUUUCCGCGCGGCUUCGUCGAGAUCAAGCCUUGGUUUAGAUUGGCUCCUUCUCCCCAAUUGGAGAUCCUGGACGCGGCCAUCGAUGCGUUCGACGAAGGGACGCGGUCGCAGAUGACCGAUACCCAAGCUUCUACUCUGGCUAGUCAGGCGUAA
Messenger RNA from Pelagomonas calceolata, 1082 nucleotides. The record is from the annotation of a GenBank genome assembly. Lineage: Eukaryota; Pelagophyceae; Pelagomonadales; Pelagomonadaceae.